This is a messenger RNA of Pieris rapae (cabbage white), 1820 nucleotides long. RefSeq lists its product as uncharacterized. The coding region runs from base 221 to 1783 and encodes 520 amino acids. The transcript has 6 exons. Gene Ontology annotation, molecular function: double-stranded DNA binding; protein binding; ATP-dependent polydeoxyribonucleotide 5'-hydroxyl-kinase activity. Gene Ontology annotation, biological process: DNA repair. NCBI's taxonomy places the organism in Eukaryota, Metazoa, Arthropoda, Insecta, Lepidoptera, Pieridae. The record is from RefSeq and is a predicted model, not a curated record.
UUACAUAUUAUAGUCUUUAUAUUUAGAUUUCAGUUACUACAAUACAACAUACAUUUUAAAAGCUAGGAAUUCCACUGUAAAAUUCUGAGAUUCAAUAAUAUUCUACUUAAAGAGAUCUAAUGUAAAAUGAACUUUUAUAUAUUAUUAUAAGAUAAAAAAUUACACCGGGAUAGCAUGUGAUGUGCUUUAUAUUCAAUAUAUUGGUAGAGUAAAAAUAAUCAUGGUACGCAAGUGUUUUCUACGCUGUUUAUUAGACUCGCAUGCGCCCAUAGCUUUAACCCAUAAAGUGGAGAUAACAAUAGGUCGCAGCAAACUUACUAAGAUCAAAGAGCAGCUGUGCUCUCGUCAUCAACUAAGUUUGACAGCUGAUUGUGAAGAGUGUUUUGUGGAAGUAAAGCAGCUGGGUAUAAAUCCAUCAGGUUUGGAUGGUUUUGCCUUGAAAAAAGAUGUUACCUAUAAAAUAACACAUGGAAGCAAAAUAGAGAUAUUAUUAAACCAAUUUUUUCACAUCAUAGAAUUUGAGCCACCUCCAGAUGGGUAUGAUCCACCUAGAACUAGUCUAAAAAGAAAGCUUAGUGACACUCCUGAACCUAAUUUAAAGCUUAUAAAAACAGAUACUAUGGACAUAAAAGAAUGCUCGGAAAGCAAAUGGGAAGACAUUGACAAAGGAGAAGUUUAUAUAUAUACAGCAAAGGGUGUAAAGUCGAGUAAAAAUAUUGCAGCAUUUGACAUGGAUGGUACUUUAAUAAAAACAAAGUCAGGUAAAGUCCAUCCUGUGGACACAAAUGAUUGGCAGAUUCUGUUCCCCUGUAUUCCGCAAAAAGUGGCUGAAAAACAUAGUGAGGGUUAUAAAAUAGUUCUUUUGAGUAAUCAGUCACCUAUUGGCAGUGGCAGAGUGAAAAUAGAGGAUUUUAAAAAGAAAAUUGAAGCUGUUGUAUCUAAACUAAACAUACCUGCUCAAGUUUAUAUGGCAACUGGAAAGGGAUUCUAUAGAAAACCAGCCACUGGUAUGUGGAAUGUACUUGCUGAGAUGAAAAACAAUGAUAUACCUAUAGACAUGAAAGAGAGUUUUUAUGUUGGUGAUGCAGCAGGAAGAGCUGCUAACUGGGCACCAGGGAAGAAAAAAGACCACUCAAUGGCUGAUAUUUUACUUGCAAAGAAUCUUAAUCUUAAAUUUUACACACCAGAACAGUUCUUCUUAGGUCAUUCCAUUGCAAAUGUGCCCAUGAUUCAACCAGAAUUUAUACCAAAAGAUGUCAAGGCUGCGCCAUUUAAUGACAGAUUAUUAAGCUCUGAGCAAGAGAUUCUAGUGAUGGUAGGAUAUCCUGCAAGUGGUAAAUCAUUUAUUGCCAAGCAAAUACAGCAGAAAUCUAGUAACAAAUAUGCAAUAGUUUGUCGAGACGAGCUUGGUUCAUGGCAAAAAUGUUCUGCAGAAGCUUCUAAGUUAUUGCAGCAGGGAAAAAGUGUGAUUGUCGAUAGUACAAACCCAGAUCUAGAGUCUCGUAGUCGUUGGACAUCUUUAGCCAAAGGCAAGAAGGUGCAGUGUCGAUGCGCCAAAAUGGCGACGACUAAAGCACACGCACAACAUAAUAACAAAUUUAGGGAAAUUAUGAAGUUUAAGCAUGGAAUAGUUAACGAUAUCGUGUUUAAUACAUACAAGUCCAAGUUUGUUGAACCAAAGGCUACUGAAGGCUUCAAAGAAGUAUUAGUCGUUAAUUUUAAUCCGUGUUUCGAAGACGAACAAGCAGAAAAACUCUACAGAAUGUUUUUAUUAGAAAAGUAAUAGGAAAUAAAAUUUUCUUUCUACAUAAAUCUUUUAU